UCUAGUGAAUUAUGGUUGUUGCUCUUAAGCUGAAGUACGUUUAGAUAUCCACUCGCACGAAACACACAGAAAUUAUUCAAUUAACUAUGACAAGUCGAAAUGGCGACAGUCUGCUGCUGUUGCAGCAAGAGGAGGACAAGACAAAUGUGCACUUAGAAUCUAUGAGCGGAAACGAUGUGAUUCGAUUUCGCAAUCUACAACAGUGGUACAAAACGAGUAUCUGCGAUGUAAAAAGAAAUUUCCUCCGAAAUAUAUUGGACGCUUGCAAGGAUCCGUUGUUUUUGUUUAGUUUGCGAAAAAUAUUCGACAAGGCGUACACCAGAGACAUUGCACCGUAUAUUACUGGCGAUUGGUGGUCCUCUCACACGUGUCCGGCCGAAGACAACGGGUCCUUAUUGGAUUUGACCGUAUCGAAACAGACGACGGACGACCACUCCAAUUGGUUUGGCGGGUUGUCGAUACACGUUCAACUAGCAAUUUUUGUCAAACUCAUGAUGUUGGGCGGAAUCGGUGUCAUGACUGCAAUUCGCGUUUACCUCGAUCACUUAAUUAAGUCAAAUGGAAAUUUACUGAGUUUACGAAAUGUUAUUGGAAAAAAUACUGAAUGGAAAAACAAAUUGGAUUCAUUCGAGCAGAAACACCACGCGAUUCGUAGAACCACUGAACCCGACAGCGACUUGGCACAAAUGCUUCCGGUUUGGCAUGUUAUUCCAGCUGGCGGGAAAUUAUUAAAUGAUCCUAGUUGCAAAGAAACGAACACAACCACAACGUCAACAAACGGGAAUGUCGAACAUAUACCAUUGAGUUUAAGUCAUACAUUGGCUUCUGUAACGGAAUACAAGAAAGCAAGAAACUACAUUGACCUGCAAAUUGACAGACGUUUAAAAAUACAAAACUCAAGACAAUCAGAUAAUACAACUAAACUAGACGAUUGUGACGAUUUUGAUCUGCAUGCGUUACCAUUUGAUAACAAUUGUUGUACUGGGAAAUAUGCAAAUACUAUUCUUGUAUUGAAUAAAUGA
Molecule: messenger RNA, 1022 nt
Organism: Diuraphis noxia (Russian wheat aphid)
Lineage: Eukaryota; Metazoa; Arthropoda; Insecta; Hemiptera; Aphididae
Source: RefSeq, a predicted model, not a curated record